AUGGCGCUCAGAAUCAAUAUUCCCCCGGCGACUCGUGUCUGCCUCAUCAGUCUUAUCACCCUCUCCUUCCUGUAUAACAUCGCCCGAUGGCGCCAGCUUGACACAACCCCGGGUACGCCCGUCAUCUCCCCUCCGAUUCCCUACCUGACGCUCGUCCCGUCGCAGUUCCUCUUUUAUCCUUGGACCCUCCUCACGGCGACAUUUGUGGAGCAGAACAUCUUCACCGUGCUGCUGAACGUCGCAACUCUCUUCUAUGGAGGAAAAUACCUGGAGCGAGGGUGGGGCUCGCGAGAGUUCACCAAGUUCAUUGUUGCCAUCGCCGUUGUACCCAACGUGGUGAUCGUGCCGCUCUACAUUGUAUGGGCUGCGAUCAGAGGCGGUUCGAGUAGCGGUGUCACACAAAUCUGCGGCGGUAUCUCGAUCCAAGCCGCUUUCCUCGUCGCAUUCAAACAACUUGUCCCCGAGCAUACGGUGACCAUUUUUAAGGGCCUCGUAAAGAUGAGGGUGAAGCACUUCCCCGCCGCCUUCCUGCUACUGAACACGGUCGGUGGAGUGCUCCUGGGGACACAUGUUGCGGCCACUCUUGCAUGGUUCGGCCUGAUUACGAGCUGGACUUAUCUUCGAUUCUUCAAGCGGCAACCAGACCUCACCGGAACGUCGACCGAUGGACUGGGGAUCAAGGGCGAUGCGAGCGAAACGUUUGCCUUCAAAUGCUUUUUCCCCGACGUCGUGCAGCCACCGAUUGGCGUUGUAUCCGAUGUCGUCUACUCCGCCCUCGUCUCGUUGAAAGUGUGCACUCCAUUCUCUGAGGCAGAAAUCGCAUCCGGAAACCAGCAAGCUCUUGCUCGGGGAGAGGCAGGCCUUCCCAGCCUCCUCAGCAACCGAGGCGGGCGAGGUAUGGCCAAGCGUGAGGAGGCGGAGCGGCGGCGAGCCGUGGCGCUGAAGGCGUUGGACCAGAGACUUCAGGCAGCUGUUGCUGCACGGGGACAGCCGAGCUCGUCGGGCCCUAGUCAAACCCAAACAGCAACACCGUCUGUCCCGGGACAAACGAUGUUGGGGGAGACUAAUUAUACACCGGACCAUACUUAG
Aspergillus puulaauensis is the source of this 1089-nucleotide messenger RNA. RefSeq lists its product as uncharacterized. Gene Ontology annotation, cellular component: Golgi apparatus; membrane. NCBI's taxonomy places the organism in Eukaryota, Fungi, Ascomycota, Eurotiomycetes, Eurotiales, Aspergillaceae. The transcript is spliced from 2 exons. The coding region runs from base 1 to 1089 and encodes 362 amino acids. The record is from RefSeq and is a predicted model, not a curated record. Gene Ontology annotation, biological process: retrograde vesicle-mediated transport, Golgi to endoplasmic reticulum.